Molecule: messenger RNA, 4689 nt
Organism: Closterium sp. Naga37s-1
Lineage: Eukaryota; Viridiplantae; Streptophyta; Zygnematophyceae; Desmidiales; Closteriaceae
Source: the annotation of a GenBank genome assembly
AUGCUACUGCUGGAGCUAUUGAUGCUACAUCCCUCCCGUUGUGUUCUCUUCUUUCCCUCCCGUCGCUGCAACCCUCUCUGCCUCCCUCUCAUCUCUCGUUCCCCUAACUGCCUUACUUCCCUUCCUGCCCGUUUCCUGACUGCUUUGCUUCCCUCCCUACCCCUUUCUCUGAUUGCCUUGCUUCCCUUCAUGUCCGUUGCCCUGAUUGCCUUGCGUCCCUCCCAGCCCGUUCUCCUGACUGCCCUACUUCCCGUCAUGCUCGUUCCUGCGACUGCCUUGCCUCCCCACGCCCUGCCCUGCUUUUCUCCGACCCCGUUUCUCGCCCUUGUGCUGCCGUCACUCGCUCUCGCCAGCACCACGGGGGAAGCUCAUUUUGCAGCCCAGCUGCUGAGCUCCCGUGGAAUCAGAGGCGCUAUAAGCAUUUCCGUUUCAAGGGCCAUAUCGCGAGGCACGGCCCCGGCCUACACCAUCCAAUACGGUGCCGCCGUUGCUGGCGCCCACUCCCCCCCAAGCAACCUCCUCCUCUCGCUGCCACGUGGCGCGAUGCCAUUGGUCCUAUGCCGGGGAUCGGCCGAGUGCCAGUGGGUGGCAACAACACCAUCCGUGUGGGAGGUGGCAGGGGAGAGGAGGAUGAGAGGGGUGGAUGCGCGGCAGGGGAGGGUGCUGGAAGAAAUGAUAACUGCGGCGGGGGAGGGGGAGGGGAUUGGGGAGGAUGUAGCUGGGAGGGAGGGGAAUGGGGAGGGUAUUGCUGUCGGGGAAGGGAGUGGCGCGGUGACAGAAUAUGGUGUGCGCGCCGCGGUGGUGGUCGGUGGGGAGGAGGGGUAUGGUGAUUUGGCGGGAGAGCUACGGAGAAGCCGCGAGUACAAUCAUGGGUAUGGUGUGUGCGUUGCGGUGGUGGUUGGAGGGGAUGAGAUGAGAGGAAUGCAUGAUUGCCUUGCGUACCCGUAUUAUGCAUCCUCUGUUCCCUACCUCUCUUCACUGCCACCUCUCGCUUCCCUCCCACUCUCCCACACGUCCCUCUCUCACUUCCCUCGCACCCACCCCUCCCACCCCUCCCCCUCUUCCCUUCCCUCCCUUCCCUCCCACCCCUCCCCCUCUUCCCUUCCCUCCCUUCCCUCCCACCCCUUCCCACCACUCCCUUCCCUCCGACCCCUAACACCCCUUCACACCCCUUCCCACCCCUUCCCACCCCUUCCCUCCCUUCCCUCCCACCCCUUUCCACCCCUCCCUUCCCACCCCUCCCACCUCGUCCGUCCCCCUCCGCCCACCCCAGGCAUCAUCAUUCCGCGCUACCCCCCACAGGACCCGCGCCUGGAAGUGCGGCUGCAGGGGGGGAUGGGGGAGAUGGGGAACGUGGGGGAGGGACUCGCAGCGGGCAUGCGCGGAGGGGCGUUUAUGGUGGGGGCGUUCAAGGACGGCCAUGUGGUGGUGAAUUAUGACAUCCGUGUCAUCCGCCCCGCGUUGUGUUCUCACUACUUCCCACUGCUCCCUCUGUUCCUCGUCUUUCUCGUUCUUCCCUUCCCCCAGGGAAGUGUAGCCGUGCUGUCAGUGACGAUCGGUGCAGCUGGUAAAUCAGUUGAGGGAGCCUCAGAAGCUGGGUCGCUGAUAGGAGGCAUAGUUUGGAGGGCGCCAGUUGGGGGGAUGGAGCAGGAGGAGGAGGUGAGUCAAGAGGAGCAGCAAGGGGAGCAGCAAGGGGAGCAGGUGAGUGAGGAGCAGAGUGGCUUUACAAGUGGCAGUGGAGCUGCUGCAGCCGUGGCUGCUGCCUCUCUUAAAUUCCCUGGUGCCAGUGCUGCUUUCAAUAUGGAUGUAGGUGAAGCUGCUGAGGGUGCUGAAUCAACAUCUGCUAACAAGUGUGAAACCUCCGAGUUUCCCUCUGCUGAUGAUUCGGAGGGUACCACUACCUACCAGAGCCUUGACUUUCUUGAAGAAGAAUUUGAUGGUACGGAUAACCUUGUUCACGGCCGCACUCUUAGCAACACGCACGAGGGUGAGUUUCCUGCUGUCAUCGAGGGAGCUUAUAACGAGGAUGGAGGGGAAACGGUAGACAAUACAGAUGAAGCAGGGGAUGUGGUGGGUCCAGGAGUCAACGGGAGAGUCAACGCAGAGGUCAACGUGAGGGUCAACGCUUCUCGCUAUCCCGAGUCCCGUCGCUCGUGCUUGCAGCAGCGCUUCUCGUCUUCGUGCUGCCGUCACUCGCGCUCGCCAGCCCCACGGGGGAAGGUGAGGCCAGGCCACACACUGCCGGAAUCUGCUCCGUCUGCUGCUUCUCUUGAGUCUGCUGUUCCUGUUGUUUCUGCUGCUUGUGUUGCGUCUGCUGCAGCAGCAAGACCGCAAAGUCUAGCUGCUGCUUUCACGCUUCUUAUUCUCCCAUUCAACAACCCCUUCUCCCACUUCGCCUCUUUCGUUCCCUCUCACUUCUCUUCCUUCUUUCCCUCUCUCUUUUCCUCCUUUUUUCCCUUUUCCUCCUUCUUUCCCUCUCUCCCUCCUCCCUUGCUCACAAACUCCCUUGCUCGCACACUCCCUCUAUCCAUUCGUUUUCCCACUCUUCGUUCUCUCCGAUUUCCAUUCUUCCUCUCUCCCACGCUCCUCGCUCCGCACCUCCCCCACGAUGCUCCCCUUGCAGCUCACUUCUCAGCCCAACUGCUGAACCCCCGUGGAAUGAGAGGCACUAUAAGCAUAUCCUUGGGUCGCUCGACCACCCAGCCGCUUUCUUUUCUCUUCCCCCUCCUCUCCCCCUCCUCUCCCCCUCCUCUCCCCCUCCUCUCCCUCUCCCCUCCUCUACCCCCUCCGCUUCCCCUCCCCUCUUCUAACCUCUACCCACCUCUACCCUCUACCCUCCUCCUUCCUCCCUCCACCUUUCUUCUCCCUCCCACGCCCUCCCCCAUUCGCUGCUCUCUCCCGGAAGCCGCAGGUCCAUAUCGCGAGGCACGGCCCCGGCCUACACCAUCCGCUUCGGUGCCGCCGUUGCUGGCGCCCACUCCCCUCCCAGCCACCUACUCCUCUCGCUGCCACGUGGCGCGCCGCCAUUGGUCCUGGUAUGGUGUGCGCGCUGCGGUGGUGGUCGGUGGGGACGUUGGGCUCGAUGGCGAUCUGGUGGGAGUGCUACGGAGAAGCCGCGAGUAUAGUCAUGGCAUCAUCAUUCCGCGCUACCCUCCACAGGACCCGCGCCUGGAAGUGCGGCUGGAGGGGGGAAUGGGGGAGAUGGGGAAGAUGGGGGAGAGGGGGUCCAUGAGGGAGAGGCGGGAGUUGGGGGAGGGGCUGUCAGGGGGCAUGCGGGGAGGGGCGUUUAUACUGGGAGCUUUCAAGGACGGUCACGUGGUGGUGAAUUACGACAUCCGUGUUAUCGGCCCCGCGCAAGAACCUUCCGCCAUCAAUCUCCUCGUUGACUACCCCGACCCGUCCUCGUUACAAGCCGCCUCAUUCCAAGCCGCCUCGUUACAAGUCGCCUCGCUACAGUGUGACUCGUGGGCGGAGUUGAAACCGCAGAUGUGGCGGGCGCAGUGCAGCAGCAGGUGGAGCAGCAGCAGCAGCAGCAGCAGCAGCAGCAGCAGCAGCAGCAGCAGCAGCAGCAGCAGCAGCAGCAGCAGCAGCAGCAGCGGCGGCGGAGGCAGCAGCAGCGGCGGCGGCGGCGGCGGCAGCAGCGGCGGCACUGGUUCUUCUUUGCAAGGUCAUGUUCAGAACAUGUCUGAGGGCGUGUUCAAUCGGUUCGCUUGCUUCGCCGUGGAGGGGGACCCGUCUCCCAGUGUCGCCAUGCUAUCAGUGGUGAUCGGUGCAGCUGGUGAAUCAGUUGAGGCAGCAACUGGAGCUGGCUCGCUUGUAGGAGGCAUAGUUUGGAGGGCGCCACUUGGGGGGGUGGAGCAGGGAGAGGAGCAGGACGAGCGACAGGGGGAGAAGCAAGGGGAGCGGCAGGGGGUGCAGAAGAGGGAGAAGCAGGGGGGGCAGAAGGAGGAGCAGCAGGGGAAGCAGCAGAGUGAGCAGAGUGACAUUGGAGCUUCUGCAACCAUGGCUGCUGCUUCUCUCUCAGCCUCUGCUGCCAGUGCUCCUUUCAGUACGGAUGUAGGUAAUGCUGCUGCUGCUGAGCCUGCUGCUGCUGCUGAUGCUGCUGAGAGUGCUGAGGCUGUCGAGGGUGCUGCGUCAGCUAGUGUGGCCACGGGUGGAGCCUCUGAGUUUCCCUGUGCUGGUGGCUGUGAGCUUAGCACCUACCUCAACCUUCUUGAAGCGAAAUUCGAUGUUACGGGCAUUCUUGUUCGUGGUCGCACUUUUAGCAACACGGGCGAGGGUGAGUUCUCUACUGGCAUCGAGGGAGCUUCUAACGAGGAUGAAGAGGAAACGGCUGAGAAUGCUGAAAAUGCAGGGGGUGUGGUGGGUCCAGGGUUAGGGGACGGGAGAAGGCCAGGAGCAGAGGCAGGAGCAGAGGCAGGAGCAGAGGCAGGAGCAGAGGCAGGAGCAGAGGGAGGAGCAGAGGCAGGAGCAGAGGCAGGAGCAGAGGGAGGAACAGAGGCAGGAGCAAUGUUCAUGCCGAGUCCUCUUGUUGCCCACAGGCUCUCCCGCUCGCCACGCCUGCCCCAGCUGCCACAUAUGCCUUAUAAGCAUCGCUUCAGUGUGUCGUCGGGAUUGCUCGGUGCUUGUGGUAGGAGCAGUUUUGUUGGGGAACAAGGUGAUGCUGCGGGUGCGUUUGAAGCGUGCUGA